This is a messenger RNA of Capsella rubella, 1086 nucleotides long. Its product is annotated as RING-H2 finger protein ATL77. The transcript has a single exon. Bases 191 to 838 code for a protein of 215 amino acids. NCBI's taxonomy places the organism in Eukaryota, Viridiplantae, Streptophyta, Magnoliopsida, Brassicales, Brassicaceae. The record is from RefSeq and is a predicted model, not a curated record. Gene Ontology annotation, biological process: protein ubiquitination. Gene Ontology annotation, molecular function: transferase activity.
AGAGAGAGAGAAAGAGAAGUUUCCAAAAACAACAAUUAUCUCUCUAAAUAUUAUAAUAUUCCCUAGUCCCCCCACUCACUAACUCAGUACCAUCAAACUAUAUAUAAUCACCACUUUGAAUCACCCAAGGCAACAAACCAAACCAAAACCACCAUAAGCUAACAAACAAACAAACACAGAACAGAGAGAGAUGUUUUCAGAUCACUUACCUUCUUCAUCUCAAGUCUUCCAAGAACACUUCAUCUCCAGAAAAUUGCUUCAGCAGUUUCAUCACACCACUACUCAACAAGCUCAUGUACCUGAUAGGAACAACUUGAGCGGCAACGUUCUCCUGCUGCUCUCUAUCCUUUUAUGUGGUAUCAUCUGCUCUCUCGGGUUGCAUUACAUCAUUCGCUGUGCAUUCAGACGCUCUCGAAGUUUCAUGAUCUCUGAUCCCAUCUCUAGCCCCUCCACACCACGAGGUUCAGAGGAAGUAAGCAAAGGGAUCAAGAAGAAGGCUCUCAAGAUGUUCCCAGUAGUCAAUUACUCACCAGAGAUUAACCUCUCAGGGCUCGGCGAGGAGUGUGUCAUCUGUUUGUCUGAUUUUGCUGCCGGAGAACAGCUACGUCUGCUUCCCAAGUGCAAUCACGGUUUCCACGUUCGCUGCAUCGACAAAUGGCUUAAGCAACAUAUGACUUGUCCGAAAUGCAGACACUGUCUGGUUGAGACAUGCCAAAAGAUCUUAGGUGACUGCGAUGAAGCUGAUCAAGUGCCAGCGACCCCAACUGAGAGCAUAAGUAUUAGAAUUGCUCCUCUAGAACCUGAAGCAAGAGUAGCCACUUUUAGAGAAAGCAGCUAGAGUAUGCCAACAAACAAUCAUAUUUCCAGAAUAUGGUUCCCCAGCAAGAUUAUAGAUUUUUAGAUUUGAACACAAUUUAUGUCUCUAGCCAUAGGAUUUCAAAACUAAAUACACCAGAGUUUUUUUUUAUUUGCAUUUUGUUGUGCCUGAAGCCCAAAGUGUACAGAGAAUAUACCUUAAGGCUUUCCUAGGAAUCAUAAGUUCAUCAGACUUAUCUUUUUUCAUUUUGGGCGGAAUCUGAUUCUUAA